GUCAGCCAGGUAGCAUAAAAUUCAAAACGCACCAGAUGUUUCACCAGUUGUAACCGUUGUUGCUUUUGUGAGACAUCCUUCAACUCUGUAUCAAAAAGAACAACCUCCAAGCCUUUUUUCGAGUCACCAUGAAGUCUUUUACCGUACUGAUCUGCUUUGCUGUUGCAGCCUUCAUCCUUAUGGAGAACAGUGGAGUCAAAGCCGCUGCGCCUGAUUGCAGCAAUGUAGACACCGCCGAUUGCCCUGCCUUCAAUCCUGAUGACUUUGUGUGCGCAGACGGGACUACAUACAUCAAUCUGUGCUCCGUAUGCAAAGUUGUGGCUGAUGGCAAGGAAGUUAGUGACGUCAGAGAUGGUGCGUGCUAACGUUGGCGCAUAGACUGGCUACUAGUCAUGUUAAAGGAUGCUUCCUCUGUGUCUUUUGUAUACAGUUACUAAAGUACUACAACCUGUAUACGAAACUUGGGACUUUUGCCUACAGUUCAGAGGUCGUUAGUUCAAGUUCCACUCCAUUCAUUUUGUUUUCUUCAAGACCCGAACAUUAAAUACAAUUAAAAACACUACUGGAUUUUUUCAUUUUCAUUUUUAUUUAUUUUUACGUAAAUUAUUAAAUUAUUUUAAAUCAUUUUUGGUGGGAGGUAAUAUUCAGUUCCUCUAUGUUUUUAUCGAACCCAACAGAAAUCCUAUACAGAACUAAAUCAAAAUAGAGAUCAUCAUUUCAACUGAUUCUGACUGACCCCCGCAUGUGAAGGUGAUGAUAUUGUUGUAGAAAGAACAUUUUCCUGCAGUGAUUGUAACCCAGGAAAGUUUACAAAAAGAAAACCAAAAAAAGUGGGUUUUGUGGAGUGGGGUUUUUUUGCAAAAAAGAAACACGUAGAUUUCCCUGUGAUGAAUCAAUCAGUUAAUUGGUUGACUUUAAUAUCUGGUAGUAACUUGCUUUGACUAUUGACAUCAUGACCGAACACAAUAGUACUUUUCAAUUUCACACAAAAUUAAAUUUACUAUUUCAAGACACAUUUAAAUAUUUGUUAAAUCAUACUGCACUCCAAGAUUGUCUUUAGUUAAAUCGAGUUUUUCGGUAUAAACAACGCUUAUAAAUGAGUUAUGUAAUACCAAGUAACUGUUCACGUCAAUAUCCCUCAGAAAUAAAUAACGUCAAACAAAUUAA
Asterias rubens (European starfish) is the source of this 1167-nucleotide messenger RNA. RefSeq lists its product as uncharacterized. The coding region runs from base 129 to 365 and encodes 78 amino acids. NCBI's taxonomy places the organism in Eukaryota, Metazoa, Echinodermata, Asteroidea, Forcipulatida, Asteriidae. The record is from RefSeq and is a predicted model, not a curated record. The transcript is spliced from 3 exons.